AUGGGCUGGUUCUGGCCCGACGCCCAACCAAACGCUGACAAGAACAGCUCCGACCCCUUCCACCGCCUCGACCCCCAAGUCCGCGAGUUCCUCCUCCGCGAAUCCCCCCUCAAGCCCGCCCCCCCCACCCCCACCACCGCCGCCCCCAAACCCGCAGACCUCCCCACCACCACCACCACCACCACUACCGCCCCAGAGGCAGAGCCGAGAAGAACGGCGGCGGCGCCAACGCCAUCAAAGUACGGCGACCGCUACGCCGACAUCUGGGCGCAGUACCAAUCGCCCUCGGCCCAAGACGCAGGGAAGUCUGCGUCCGAGCAGCUCACAGACAUCAUCAAGGCGUACCAGUGGCGCAAGGGCGCGAUUGGGCGCGCGGCGCUCGAGAACUGCGCGAAUGAGCAGUGGGCGCUGCAUGAUUGCUACCGCAACGGGACGUUCGCGGAGAGGAUGACGGCGUGCUCGGGGAAGAGUAAGAAGUUGAAUGAUUGCUAUGUGAGCCAGGCGAACUUCUUGAGGGCUAUGGGAUACAUGUCGGACUACAGCCGCGACCCGGCCGUCGACGAGAGGAUCCAGAUGCAUGCCGAUAAGCUGUACCAGGAGCAGGUCAAGCAGGACGAGAUGGCGGCCGCGGCAAAGAAGGAGCCCUUCAUCUCAGACCCGCCGUCAUCUGAAGAGAAAGCUCUAUAA
Molecule: messenger RNA, 687 nt
Organism: Morchella sextelata
Lineage: Eukaryota; Fungi; Ascomycota; Pezizomycetes; Pezizales; Morchellaceae
Exons: 2
Coding region: 1-687 (228 amino acids)
Source: RefSeq, a predicted model, not a curated record